AUGGAAUGCUAUAAAUCUGUGGUGGCUCGCAGGCUGUUUCUCCUGGACCCCACAGACGACAUAAGUCUUCAGUCGGGUAGUCGAUCUGAGUUCGAUGAUCUAUGGAGACCAAAAGCCCUAGACUGGCUCCUAGCGUGGAUGGAUCUAACUAUUUUAAUGAACGUUGCUAUCUUGACGGAGGAAGUGGUGGAUAGCAUUACGGACCAUCCGAUCGGUGAGUCACAGACCUUGUUAUCCACGUUAUCCAUAGGGAACACUUCAGGUGUGGAGGUGGUUGUCAAUAUUAGCGAUAAAGACUGGGUUUAUAAUGUCUAG
This is a messenger RNA of Penicillium angulare, 315 nucleotides long. RefSeq lists its product as uncharacterized. The coding region runs from base 1 to 315 and encodes 104 amino acids. The record is from RefSeq and is a predicted model, not a curated record. Lineage: Eukaryota; Fungi; Ascomycota; Eurotiomycetes; Eurotiales; Aspergillaceae. The transcript has 3 exons.